AUGUCAGAGCUUAUCUUUCUUAUCUUCUUUGCUUUUUGUAGUGAUAGCAACUGGGAAGACACGAAAUCGAAAUUAAGUGAACUUUUCUCCAACAAAGUAAAACGUGGCACAACAAAAGCCUUUCUUCUAGAUAUUGAUAUGACGAAACGUUUGGAAUACUUUGACGUACAUAACUCGCAAGAAAUAGUUAAAGUUCAAUUAAGUGUCUUAUCAGGCCCGAUGAGUGUCGGAAAUCAUAUCUUGAUUCUUUCUUGCUGUCAAACCAUAUUCCGAAGGGUGGCUUUUACUUUAUAUUUCGGAUGCGAACAAUUUGGAACGGCGCACGCAAUAUUCGAGAGAGAAUAUGUCAAAAAUGGUAUGUUUGACUGGGUUGUUUUGUCACCCUCUAUCUCCUACCACUUUCGAAAAGAUAAUGAGCCCUAUCCUGACAAGAAAAUCGAUAAGGCAAAAGAUGUCUUGGCCGAAUUGAAUCAAUUUAACCAAGAUCGGCUCCAGGAUUUCUUUAAGGGUGAUAAGAUCGAAAAGGCAACACAGGCUUUGACUACAAGGUUAUGGAUCUCGGCUUUGUAUAUCGGAAAAAUAACGAGUUCAAUAUUUUCCACUAUGUCAUGCCGCUAG
This is a messenger RNA of Funneliformis mosseae, 618 nucleotides long. Lineage: Eukaryota; Fungi; Glomeromycota; Glomeromycetes; Glomerales; Glomeraceae. The record is from the annotation of a GenBank genome assembly.